UCGAGGGGGUUCGGGGUUCGGGCCUCGCCGUCCGUGCGGUUACCGUUGUAACUUUUUCGAGCCCAAUUUCGAAAUUUCAAAAACCGCUCGCUGCGAGGAGGGAUACACGGCAAUCUUUCCAACUUCCACUUCCACCUUCUGCCUUUCCACAUUCGCAAAAUAGCCGAAUCGCGGACAGAGCGAAGUGCAGGAGCACAAGAAGAUGGACGAGAGGAGCGACCGCGGCGGCGGCAAGGACCGGGCGAGGCGGUUCUCCUUCUCAUGGGCCGACGAGGUGGAACGAGAAGAGCAGCAGCUUUACGAGCAGCAGCAGCAGCCGGCGCCGCCGCCGCGCCGCGAGGAGAAGAAUGAGCCGGCCAAAACGGACCCGUUCGGCGCGGCGCGGCCCCGGGAGGUGGUGCUGGCCGAGAAAGGCGUCGACUGGCGCGCUCGCGACCGGGAGCUCGAAUCCUCCCGCCGCAGCGCUGCCUGCAGAACCUCCAGGACGCGCGCGCGGGGGAAGCGGGAUGUGAGGGCUGCUGCACCGGCGCCGACGGUGACGCCCCGGCGGCCACAAGCCGAUUCGACUCCGGCCCCGAUUGUGCACCGCAAGACCGAAGAGCCGCAGCCUGUCAGCUAUAGAGGCAGGGGCGAAAGGGGCGGCAAGAGGAAAUCCUCUGGAGAGGUGCAGGCGCGGCAAGUACCGCAGGUGGCUGAUCAGGGAAGGGGAGUCCUUCGUGAACUCAACAUUGGAUCGCGCGGCAAUUCGUCUCUCUGGAGUUCCAAGAAGAGCCGUAACUCGACUGCAACUCAACGAAUUGUAGCGACAGAGAUCGCAACGGCAGACUAUGAGAACAGAGGCAGUAGCAGCAGGGUGCCAACGAAGAGUGAUGGUAGUUCAGAAAUUGGUCAGAAGAGGAUGGGUAAGGGAAGGAGGCGGAGGAGGAUUAGAACGAACAAGUCAAAGAAGCAGCAAACUCUACCACUCUAGGUACAAGUACUGCACUGAUUAUUGACUAAACUGGAUAGUUGUCUCAUUGUCAUGGUGUCUCUACUCUGCACUGUCCAGUGACUACUGAUUACUGAACUCGACCUCGUGUACAACGACUAUUACUGCUACGCUGUUUAGUUUUCGCUGAACUACGGUGUUAUGGUGUGUACUUAUUCCUAAUGUAGUUUAACUGUUGCUGCAAGGCUCGGUGCUGGUACCGUACUCGCUGCUUCAGAAUGAACUUGGUAGAACUUCAGUUGGAGCGACUGAAUUGACUUCUUUCAUUCCUUCUGAAAAAUUUGAACUGAUUAGACUUUGUGUGGAACAACGGUAGGAAUCACUGUAUUGACUUCUUUUAAUAUGAACUGAUUAGACCUUGUGUGUAACUACGUACUGAAUUGACUUUGUGUGGUUUGAACUGGAUA
Messenger RNA from Brachypodium distachyon (stiff brome), 1395 nucleotides. Its product is annotated as eukaryotic translation initiation factor 4B1. The coding region runs from base 203 to 970 and encodes 255 amino acids. NCBI's taxonomy places the organism in Eukaryota, Viridiplantae, Streptophyta, Magnoliopsida, Poales, Poaceae. The transcript is spliced from 2 exons. Gene Ontology annotation, molecular function: translation initiation factor activity. The record is from RefSeq and is a predicted model, not a curated record.